This is a messenger RNA of Acanthosepion pharaonis, 5088 nucleotides long. The record is from the annotation of a GenBank genome assembly. Lineage: Eukaryota; Metazoa; Mollusca; Cephalopoda; Sepiida; Sepiidae.
AUGUUCCCUGGAUAUCUUAAGGUGACCAUUAUUUGGCUGAUAUGGAAUAUCUAUUAUUCAGUUAUUUUUUUCAAUCUGACGUUCCUUCUUUGUCUUUUCCUCAAACCCUUUCCUUCUUUUUCCUUUCCUCAACCCUGUUCCUUCUUUGUCCUUUCCUCAACCAUUUUCCUUCUUUUUCCUUUCCGCAAUCCCGUUCCUUCUUUGUCCUUUCCUCUACCUUGUUCCUUCUUUUUCUUUUCCUCAACCCUGUUCCUUAUUUGUCCUUUCCUCAACCCUGUUCCUUAUUUGUCCUUUCCUCUACCUUGUUCCUUCAUUGUCCUUUCCUCAAUCCCGUCUCUUCUUUUUCCUUUCCUCAACCCUGUUCCUUCUUUGUCCUUUGCUCAACCAUUUUCCUUCUUUUUCCUUUCCUCAACCCCGUUCCUCCUUUGUCCUUUCCUCAACCCUUUUCCUUCUUUUUCCUUUCCUCAACCCUUUUCCUUCCUUGUCCUUUGCUCAACCAUUUUCCUUCUUUUUCCUUUCCUCAACCCCGUUCUUUCUUUGUCUUUUCCUCUACCUUGUUCCCUCUUUGUCCUUUCCUCAACCCCGUUCCUUCUUUAUCCUUUCCUCGACUUUUCCUUCUUUUUCCUUUCCUCAACCCUGUUCCUUAUUUGUCCUUUCCUCAACCCUUUUCCUUCUUUUUCCUUUCCUAAACCCUGUUCCUUCUAUGUCCUUUCCUCUACCUCGUUCUUUAUUUGUCCUUUCCUCAACCCCGUUCCUCCUUUUUCCUUUCCUCAACCCUGUUCCUUCUUAGUCGUUUGCUCAACCCUUUUCCUUCUUUAUCCUUUCCUCAAUCCCGUUCCUUCUUUGUCCUUUCCUCUACCUUGUUCCUUCUUUGUCCUUUCCUCUACCUUGUUCCUUCUUUGUCCUUUCCUCAACCCUGUUCCUUAUUUGUCCUUUCCUCAACCCUGUUCCUCCUUUGUCCUUUCCUCAACUCAGUUCCAUCUUUUUCCUUUCCUCAACCCUGUUCCUUCUUUGUCCUUUCCUCAACCAUUUUCCUUCUUUUUCCUUUCCUCAACCCCGUUCCUUCUUUGUCCUUUUCUCUACCUUGUUCCUUCUUUGUCCUUUCCUCAACCCCGUUCCUUCUUUGUCCUUUCCUCAACCCUGUUCCUUCUUUGUCCUUUCCUCAACCAUUUUCCUUCUUUUUCCUUUCCUCAACCCCGUUCCUUCUUUGUCCUUUCCUCAACCCUGUUCCUUCUUUGUCCUUUUUUUCUUUUUUCCUUUCCUCAACCCCAUUCCUUCUUUGUCCUUUCCUCAACCCAGUUCUUUCUUUUUCCUUUCCUCAACCCCGUUCCUUCUUUGUCCUUUCCUCUACCUAGUUCCUUCUUUGUCCUUUCCUCAACCCUGUUCCUUCUUUUUCCUUUCCUCAAACCCGUUCCUUCUUUGUCCUUUCCUCUACCCUGUUCAUUCUUUGUCCUUUCCUCAACCCUUUUCCUUCUUUUUCCUUUCCUCAACCCUGUUCCUUCUUUGUCCUUUCCUCUACCCUGUUCCUUCUUUGUCCUUUCCUCAACCCUUUUCUUUCUUUUUCCUUUCCUCAACCCCGUUCCUUCUUUGUCCUUUCCUCUACCUUGUUCCUUCUUUGUCCUUUCCUCAACUCUGUUCCUUAUUUGUCUUUUCCUCAACCCUGUUCCUUCUUUGUCCUUUCCUCUACCCUGUUCCUUCUUUGUCCUUUCCUCAACCCUUUUCGUUCUUUUUCCUUUCCUCAACCCUGUUCCUUCUUUGUCCUUUCCUCAACCCUUUUCCUUCUUUAUCCUUUCCUCAACCCUUUUCUUUCUUUUUCCUUUCCUCAACCCUUUCUUUCUUUUUCCUUUCCUCAACCCCGUUCAUCUUUUUCCUUUCCUCAACCCUGUUCCUUCUAUGUCCUUUCCUCUACCCUGUUCCUUCUUUGUUCUUUCCUCAAACCUUUUCCUUCUUUGUCCUUUCCUCUACCCUGUUCCUUCUUUGUUCUUUCCUCAAACCUUUUCCUUCUUUGUCCUUUCCUCUACACUGUUCCUUCUUUGUCCUUUCCUCAACCCUUUUCUUUCUUUUUCCUUUCCUCAACCCCGUUCCUUCUUUGUCCUUUCCUUAACUCUGUUCCUUAUUUGUCCUUUCCUCAACUUUGUUCCUUCUUUGUCCUUUCCUCUACCCUGUUCCUUCUUUGUCCUUUCCUCAACCCUUUUCUUUCUUUUUCCUUUCCUCAACCCUGUACCUUCUUUGUCCUUUCCUCAACCCUUUUCUUUUUUUUUUUCCUUUCCUCAACCCCGUUCCUUCUUUGUCCUUUCCUCAACUCUGUUCCUUAUUUGUCCUUUCCUCAACUUUGUUCCUUCUUUGUCCUUUCCUCAACCCCGUUCCUUAUUUGUCCUUUCCUCAACUCUGUUCCUUAUUGUCCUUUCCUCAACUCUGUUCCUUCUUUGUCCUUUCCUCUACCCUGUUCCUUCUUUGUCCUUUCCUCAACCCUUUUCUUUCUUUUUCCUUUCCUCAACCCUGUACCUUCUUUGUCCUUUCCUCAACCCUUUUCUUUCUUUUUCCUUUCCUCAACCCCGUUCCUUCUUUGUCCUUUCCUCAACUCUGUUCCUUAUUUGUCCUUUCCUCAACUUUGUUCCUUCUUUGUCCUUUCCUCAACCCCGUUCCUUAUUUGUCCUUUCCUCAACUCUGUUCCUUAUUUGUCCUUUCAUCAACUCUGUUCCUUAUUUGUCCUUUCAUCAACUCUGUUCCUUAUUUGUCUUUUCCUCAGCCCUGUUCCUUCUUUGUCCUUUCCUCUACCCUGUUCCUUCUUUGUCCUUUCCUCAACCCUUUUCCUUCUUUUCCUUUCCUCAACCCUGUUCCUUCUUUUGUCCUUUCCUCUACCCUGUUCCUUCUUUGUCCUUUCCUCAACCCUUUUCCUUCUUUUCCUUUCCUCAGCCCUGUUCCUUCUUUGUCCUUUCCUCUACCCUGUUCCUUCUUUGUCCUUUCCUCAACCCUUUUCCUUCUUUUUCCUUUCCUCAACCCUGUUCCUUCUUUGUCCUUUCCUCUACCCUGUUCCUUCUUUGUCCUUUCCUCAACCCUUUUCUUUUUUUCUUUUCCUUUCCUCAACCCUGUUCCUUCUUUGUCCUUUCCUCUACCCUGUUCCUUAUUUGUCCUUUCCUCAACCCUUUUCCUUCUUUUUCCUUUCCUCAACCCUGUUCCUUCUUUGUCCUUUCCUCAACCCUGUUCCUUAUUUGUCCUUUCCUCUACACUGUUCCUUCUUUGUCCUUUCCUCAACCCUUUUCCUUCUUUUUCCUUUCCUCAACCCUGUUCCUUCUUUGUCCUUUCCUCAACCCCGUUCCUUCUUUGUCCUUUCCUCACCUCUGUUUCUUAUUUGUCCUUUCCUCUACCCUUUUCCUUCUUUUUCCUUUCCUCAGCCCUGUUCCUUCUUUGUCCUUUCCUCUACCCUGUUCCUUCUUUGUCCUUUCCUCAACCCUUUUCCUUCUUUUUCCUUUCCUCAACCCUGUUCCUUCUUUGUCCUUUCCUCUACCCUGUUCCUUCUUUGUCCUUUCCUCAACCCUUUUCCUUCUUUUUCCUUUCCUCAACUCUGUUCCUUAUUUGUCUUUUCCUCAGCCCUGUUCCUUCUUUGUCCUUUCCUCUACCCUGUUCCUUCUUUGUCCUUUCCUCAACCCUUUUCCUUCUUUUUCCUUUCCUCAACCCUGUUCCUUCUUUGUCCUUUCCUCUACCCUGUUCCUUCUUUGUCCUUUCCUCAACCCUUUUCCUUCUUUUUCCUUUCCUCAGCCCUGUUCCUUCUUUGUCCUUUCCUCUACCCUGUUCCUUCUUUGUCCUUUCCUCAACCCUUUUCCUUCUUUUCCUUUCCUCAACCCUGUUCCUUCUUUGUCCUUUCCUCUACCCUGUUCCUUCUUUGUCCUUUCCUCAACCCUUUUCCUUCUUUUUUCCUUUCCUCAACCCUGUUUCCUUCUUUGUCCUUUCCUCUACCCUGUUCCUUAUUUGUCCUUUCCUCAACCCUUUUCCUUCUUUUUCUUUUUCCUCAACCCUGUUCCUUCUUUGUCCUUUCCUCAACCCCUGUUCCUUAUUUGUCCUUUCCUCUACACUGUUCCUUCUUUGUCCUUUCCUCAACCCCUUUUCCUUUUUUUCCUUUCCUCAACCCUGUUCCUUCUUUGUCCUUUCCUCAACCCCGUUCCUUCUUUGUCCUUUCCUCACCUCUGUUUCUUAUUUGUCCUUUCCUCUACCCUUUUCCUUCUUUUCCUUUCCUCAGCCCUGUUCCUUCUUUGUCCUUUCCUCUACCCUGUUCCUUCUUUGUCCUUUCCUCAACCCUUUUCCUUCUUUUUCCUUUCCUCAACCCUGUUCCUUCUUUGUCCUUUCCUCUACCCUGUUCCUUCUUUGUCCUUUCCUCAACCCUUUUCCUUCUUUUUCCUUUCCUCUACCCUGUUCCUUCUUUGUCCUUUCCUCAACCCCGUUCCUUCUUUGUCCUUUCCUCACCUCUGUUUCUUAUUUGUCCUUUCCUCAACCCUUUUCCUUCUUUUUCCUUUCCUCAGCCCUGUUCCUUCUUUGUCCUUUCCUCUACCCUGUUCCUUCUUUGUCCUUUCCUUUUCCCCCUUUUCCUUCUUUUCCUUUCCUCAACCCUGUUCCUUCUUUGUCCUUUCCUCUACCCUGUUCCUUCUUUGUCCUUUCCUCAAUCCUUUUCCUUCUUUUUCCUUUCCUCAACCCUGUUCCUUCUUUGUCCUUUCCUCUACCCUGUUCCUUCUUAGUCCUUUCCUCAACCCUUUUCCUUCUUUUUCCUUUCCUCAACCCUGUUCCUUCUUUGUCCUUUCCUCAACCCCGUUCCUUCUUUGUCCUUUCCUCACCUCUGUUUCUUAUUUGUCCUUUCCACAACUCUGUUCCUUCUUUGUCCUUUCCUCAACCCUUUUCCUUCUUUGUCCUUUCCUCAACCCCGUUCCUUCUUUUUCCUUUCCUCAACCCUGUCCCUUCUGUGUCCUUUCCUCAAUCAUGUUCUUUCUUUGUUCUUUUCUCACCCCUCCCCAUUCUCAGUCUUCUCAUUCUCGUUCACUCCCUGUAACCCCAUGCUUUCUAGUGUCACUCUCACCUCAAUACAAGUGUAAAACUUAA